ACUCCUCCCCAAGGGUGUUGACCUUCACAGUUGCCUUUCAGGAGUCAACAUUCCAGGAUGCCUCCAGUCCGGGAGAAAAUGCUUCCUCCUUUGCUUCUCCCAGCCCACCUCAAGCAGUCUCCCCACACCUUGGGUCUCACGGAGGUUAAAGCUGUUAUUGUUACAGCUUCCUGGGAGCAAGUGCUUUCUCAAGCCCGUCUUGCAAGGUCUUCCACUUUAACACAAUGCUAGUGCCUAAAAAAAUGAGGCUCCUGCUGUUUCUGGUUUCCCAAAUGGCCAUCUUUGCUCUAUUGUUCUACAUGUACAGCCACAACAUCAGCUCGCUGUCUGUGAAGGCGCAGCCAAAGCGCAUGCACGUGCUGGUUCUGUCUUCCUGGCGCUCCGGCUCUUCUUUUGUGGGGCAGCUUUUUGGGCAACACCCAGAUGUCUUCUACCUUAUGGAGCCUGCCUGGCACGUGUGGAUGACCUUCAGGCAGAGCACCGCCAGAACUCUGCACAUGGCAGUGCGGGAUCUGAUACGGGCCAUCUUCUUGUGUGACAUGAGCGUCUUUGAUGCCUACAUGGAACCUGGUCCCCGGAGACAGUCUAGCCUCUUCCAGUGGGAAAUCAGCCGGGCCCUGUGUUCCACACCUGCCUGCAACAUCUUCCCACGAGAUGAAAUCAUCCCCCAGGCUCACUGCAGGCUCCUGUGCAGUCAACAGCCCUUCGAGGUGGUGGAGAAGGCCUGCCGCUCCUACAGCCACGUGGUGCUCAAGGAGGUACGCUUCUUCAACCUGCAGUCCCUCUACCCGCUGCUGAAAGACCCUUCUCUCAACCUGCACAUUGUGCACCUGGUCCGGGACCCCCGGGCCGUGUUCCGUUCCCGAGAACGCACAGAAGGGGAUCUCAUGAUUGACAGUCGCAUUGUGAUGGGGCAGCACGGGCACACACUCAAGAAGGAGGACCAACCCUACUAUGUGAUGCAGGUCAUCUGCCAAAGCCAGCUGGAGAUCUACAAGACCAUCCAGUCCUUGCCCAAGGCCCUGCAGGAACGCUACCUGCUCAUGCGUUAUGAGGACCUGGUCCGAGCCCCUGUGGCCCAGACUUCCCGAAUGUAUGAAUUCGUGGGGUUGGAAUUCUUGCCCCACCUCCAGACCUGGGUGCAUAAUAUCACUCGAGGCAAGGGCAUGGGUGAGCACGCCUUCCACACAAAUGCCAGGAAUGCCCUCAAUGUCUCCCAGGCUUGGCGCUGGUCUUUGCCUUAUGGAAAGGUUUCUCGACUUCAGAAAGUCUGUGGCGAUACCAUGGAUAUGCUAGGCUACCGCCACGUUGGAUCCGAACGAGAACAGAGAAACCUGUUGUUGGAUCUUCUGUCUACCUGGACUGUGCCUGAGCAAAUCCGCUAAGAGGGUUGAGGAGGCUUUGUCCCCACCUGGUGUCAGCCUCAGUCACUUUCUCUAAUGCUUCUGAGCCUUGCCUACAUCUCUGAGCCUUAACUACCUGUCUGUAGGUAUCACAUUGAGUGUGAGUUUUGCCCACACAUGUUCAAGCAGGAUUUUUGUGUCCAUGCUUGUGUCUAGAAAACAGACUCAGGAACUUUAUGUGAGUAGCACCUCCCAUCAGUGCAACAGGGUAUUGCUCUUCUUCUCUUCUUAAUCUUCCUUCUUAAUCAUCUUCCAUUAAGGGUGAUACAGUAUCAGUGGAAUUGAUCAAAAACCUCCCUGUCCACAUCUUGCCCAAUGGGGAAUCUUUCACCAAAAACUUCACCAGUGUUUUCCACAGAGACACAAAUUCUGAGCCCUCGGAGUUCCCGGUGGAUUCAAAAAAGGAAGUGGGGAACAAGGUUGGAUGCCUACUUCUGAGCUUGAACAUCACAGCUAUCAGUUAUCAUAAAUAUGAAACAAAAUCUCUGCACAACAGAGUAAGCUCUUAAGUUCAUGGGGUGCCUGAGCUGCAUUUGAAUGUCAUUUCCCCUCUGCAUUUUCCUAUCACAUAAAAGACUUUGGCUGGUGAAGCUGCCAUCUGUUAAUACUAAAAUUCCAAAAUAAGAUUCUGUUUGGAAUGUCCCUUUUUAUGCUUCUUAAUUACUAGCAGCGAAUAUUCAUUCUUAGGGGAUCCUAACCUAA
Molecule: messenger RNA, 2105 nt
Organism: Saimiri boliviensis boliviensis (Bolivian squirrel monkey)
Lineage: Eukaryota; Metazoa; Chordata; Mammalia; Primates; Cebidae
Gene: CHST4
Product: carbohydrate sulfotransferase 4
Biological process (GO): protein sulfation; N-acetylglucosamine metabolic process; carbohydrate metabolic process
Cellular component (GO): Golgi membrane
Molecular function (GO): N-acetylglucosamine 6-O-sulfotransferase activity
Source: RefSeq, a predicted model, not a curated record